This is a messenger RNA of Dictyostelium discoideum AX4, 1002 nucleotides long. RefSeq lists its product as hypothetical. The transcript has 2 exons. Lineage: Eukaryota; Evosea; Eumycetozoa; Dictyosteliales; Dictyosteliaceae. The record is from RefSeq and is a predicted model, not a curated record. The coding region runs from base 1 to 1002 and encodes 333 amino acids. Gene Ontology annotation, biological process: G protein-coupled receptor signaling pathway; response to pheromone.
AUGAUAGAGGAAUUUUUUAAUAGUAGUGAAUUAAAUGAUGUUAAUAGUGAUGAAAAUGUAAUACCAAGAGUUCAAUUAAUAUUUUUAUGUGUUUUUGUUGGACUUUUUGGUGUAUCACUUUAUUAUAUAAUUUCAAGAUGGAGUAAUGGAAUUCGAUGUCAAAUCCUAGAAUAUUUUUCAGGAGUUUUAUUAAUUUUCAUCAUAAGUCAAAUAUUAUUUUUAACAAAUUGGUUAAGUAUAAUUCAUUUUUCAAAAGAAAUUCCAUAUGUUGAAUUAUUUGGAAAUUUAUUUUAUAUUUUAGGAAAUGGAUUAUUUUUAUUAUUAUUAUUAAUAAUUGGACAAGGAUGGACAAAUAGUACCCAAUAUGGUGUAAAUGUUUUCCAAAGAAUUUUAAACUAUUUAAUAACGUUAUCAAUGAUUGGUUUAAGUUGGACAAUUUAUAUAAUGUUUGUUUUUGAUGUUGAAUUUAAUGCAAACAAUAAUAAUAAUAAUAGUAAUAAUUAUAGCUAUUUUUUAGAUACAACACCAGGAUACAUUUUGGUCUCAUUGUAUGGUGUAAUAGUUGGAUUCUUUUUAUUUAGUAAUCAUUUAUAUUAUCGUAUUGAAAUUGAUGGUUCUAAAAAGAAGUUGAUGUUCAUUUUCACUGUUGUAUUCCUAAAUUGGUUCCUUUUGCAUCCAAUUGUAAUCAUUGUUGCUCAUUUCAUUGAUCCAUAUAUAAAGUAUAGAGUUGUAACCAUAUUGAAUCUAUUAAUUAAUACAAUAUUUUUCAUUUUAUUAUUGUUUUUAUUCCGUCCAAAAUAUAAUCAUAACCAUGGUCAUUUCUUAAACCGAUUCUUUGGUAAUAAUAAUCGUGAUGAAGAGGAUGACGAAGAUGAGGAUAAUGAAGGAAAUGAUGAAGAUGCUGAUGAUUAUAAUGUUGCAAGUAGUAGUAGUAACCCUAAAAAUGAAAAAAAACAAUUAUUACCAAGUAAUCCAACUCCAACAAUUGAAAUUUCACAAUAA